This is a messenger RNA of Penicillium egyptiacum, 255 nucleotides long. NCBI's taxonomy places the organism in Eukaryota, Fungi, Ascomycota, Eurotiomycetes, Eurotiales, Aspergillaceae. The record is from the annotation of a GenBank genome assembly.
ACGGGCUGCCUGCAACAGAUUUUCGAGGGCCAUUCGGACUCGGUUCACUCAGUGGCUUUCUCGCCCGACGGCCAGGUGCUAGCGUCUGGCUCCUCGGAUCACACAGUGCGGCUCUGGGACACGGCGAUGGGCUGCCUGCAACAGAUUUUCGAGGGCCAUUCGGACUCGGUUCACUCAGUGGCUUUCUCGCCCGACGGCCAGGUGCUAGCGUCUGGCUCCUCGGAUCACACAGUGCGGCUCUGGGACACGGCGACG